AUGGCGGGCGGUGGAGAAGGCGUCGGCGCCGGCAGGGACGUUGUCCACGUCGUCAUGUUCCCCUUUCUCGCCUUCGGCAACAUAAGCCCGUUCGUGCAGCUGGCACGCAGGCUGGUCUCCGGCGAGGCCGCCGGGUCCGCGUCACGUUCUGCUGCUGAAGAGAAGACCGACGACCAGAACUACCAGGAGGCCCAGGAGUUCUACGAGGAGCACUCAGCUACUGAUCUAGGAACUAUCACCACAAUACAGAGAUUUGGGUUCUUCUUUCGAAAACCCGGGUCAUUUCAGAGGGUCCUGCCCCAGAGCCUGCCCCAGGUCCCCGGCCUGCCCGCGGGGGCCGCGAUCAUUGCCGACAUCUCCGGCGACGGCGCCGAACUGCUGAAGCUCGCCCUCGACGGCGCCCGGCCCGAGGUGCGCGCGCUGCUCGCCGAGCUCCGCCCGAACGUCGUGUUGCUCGAGUUCGCCACCUCCUGGGUCUGCGACGUCGCCGCGCCUCUCGGCGCAAAGGUGCUCUACUUCAGCGUCUUCUCCGCCGUCUCCUUCGCCUACUUCACCGUCCCCGCCCGCCUCGCCGGCGGGCAGCCGCCGUCCGCCCUGACCGCCCGCAACCUCAUGGUGGCGCCUGCCGGGUACCCUGCGGCCUCGCCGCUCACCUCCGCGCCACCCCAGCUACAGGGACCGGCCCUGGUGUACCCAUACACCAGCUUCCACGGUAUGCCGUGCGUGUACGACCGUGUAGUCGCCAGUGUCGAGGGCAGUGCCGGCAUCGUCUUGAAAACCUGCCGGGAGAUGGAGGGCCCCUACAUCGAUUACAUCUCCUCCCAGUUCGGAAAACCCGUGCUCCUCGCCGGGCCCGUCGUGCCGGAGCCGCCGCAGGGCGAGCUCGAGGAGCGGUGGGCCAGCUGGCUCUCCUCCUUCCCGGACGGUGCCGUCGUGUUCGCGUCGUUCGGGAGCGAGACGUUCCUGCCCACCGCCGCCGCGACGGAGCUCCUCCUCGGGCUGGAGGCCACCGGCCGCCCGUUCCUCGUCGUGCUCAACUUCCCCAAGGGCGCGGACGCAGCGGCGGAGCUCGAGGCGUGCACCCCGCCGGGCUUCGAGGGGCGGGUGAGGGGGAGAGGGCUGGUGCGCACGGGCUGGGUGCCGCAGCAGCACAUCCUGCGCCACCGGAGCGUCGGCUGCUUCGUCAACCAUGCUGGGUUCAGCUCCGUCGUGGAGGGGCUCGUCGCCGGCUGCCGCCUGGUGCUGCUGCCGAUGAAGGGCGACCAGUACUUCAACACCGCGCUGUUCGCGCGCGAGCUCGGCGUCGGGGUGGAGGUGGAGGUGGCGCAGCGGGAUGACGGGUGGUUUGGGCGCGGGGACGUGGCAGACGCUGUCGCCGCUGCGGUGGCGACGGGAGGUGACGGAGAUGCGAAUUGGAGGGACUUCUUUACUAAUGAGGCCGUGCAAAAUAAGUUCCAGGUCGACUUCAUCAGGGAGCUGAAGAAGGUCGUGAGGGCGUAAGUGCAGAUGAUACCAGUGGCGGAUCUAAGAAUUUAAGGAUUUUAUUAUUUCUCUUCUUCUUCAUCCAUACUCUUAAUUCUUUUUCGGAGACUUUGGGAGGCUCCAUGGGAUGUAUGGGACUAUGGGUA
This is a messenger RNA of Panicum virgatum (switchgrass), 1628 nucleotides long. RefSeq names its product anthocyanidin-3-O-glucoside rhamnosyltransferase-like. The transcript has 5 exons. The record is from RefSeq and is a predicted model, not a curated record. Lineage: Eukaryota; Viridiplantae; Streptophyta; Magnoliopsida; Poales; Poaceae. The coding region runs from base 1 to 1500 and encodes 499 amino acids. Gene Ontology annotation, molecular function: UDP-glycosyltransferase activity.